Molecule: messenger RNA, 2272 nt
Organism: Rhodofomes roseus
Lineage: Eukaryota; Fungi; Basidiomycota; Agaricomycetes; Polyporales; Fomitopsidaceae
Exons: 6
Coding region: 367-2169 (600 amino acids)
Source: RefSeq, a predicted model, not a curated record
GCCACACGGACCACAGAGUCAGACGCGCUCCAAGCGACGUUCUAAAGCGCUUUCAUCGUGUUGUCCCAGCCCUUUCAUGUCCGCGUACUUUCGAGGGCAUCCAGUCCUCGCCCUGCAUAACAAGCACAGCAAGCCUCGCAACGUGCUCGGCUUCCUCCGCCCCGCCACAGGCUCCGAGGUCGUCCAAUACAUAAAGGGCUCCGAGUCUCACUUGUGUAGCAGUGCCACUGUUCCAGUUGUGGGGAGCGCAGCGACAUUUUCAAGUUCGCUGUUCACGGGGACUCGCGCCAACUCUUCAACUCUUCUGAAUUCAUCGUCAUCUUUGCGCCGAACACACGCUAGUCUUCUUUUUCUGCAACAAGCUCUAUGGCCACAAGCUCUAUGUCUAGUCAAUCAGCGAAAAAACAAAAACCCUUGUCAUCACUUACCAUUGGUGUCGAGGAAGAGAUCCUCGCACUCAAGAAGGGCGAAAUGCCACCUAAGGAAGAUGAACAUCGACAUAAUGGACACCCGAUGACAACAGUUUGUCCGCCACCAAGCAGACUCCCUCAAGAACUUAUCGACAUAAUCAUCGAUUACAUUCCGGACAGAUCAGCUCUGUAUGCCUGCUGUCUGGCCAGUUCUCUACUUGUUCAUCGUUGCCGCUCGCACCUCUUUCGUCGCAUACGCCUCAAACCACGCACGGAUUUCGCGCGUUUCCAAAGAGCUUACACGUCCAAAGGUCUACUUCAGUACCCGCGGGAAGUCGAAAUUCUCGGCUGCUUGACCCCCGAUGCGGAUCCCGGCGAUGACGCCAAUUCUGGCCUCAACGACGAGGGGGACCCAGAUCAUCGCUGGAUGGACGCGAUCGUCCCCUUCCUGAUGAGGUUCGACCUCGCGCAGAUCGAGUGGCUGGAUCUACGGGACCUCAGCUGGGGAGACAUCGCGCCAGGGACACGGAUAUUCCUCCUUACUCAGUUUACACUCACUCGACGCCUUACCCUGAGCGCGAUCGACUUUUGGAACUCGAACCAGAUGUUGCGCACUCUGAAUGCCUUCCCAAACAUCCACGGACUUUCCAUGGAGAAACUGUCCUGGCAUCGUGCGAACCACACGCGCAAGCAGCUCGAGGGCAUUGCUGAUAUGCAUUUGCGCUACUUGCACAUUGGACAGACGGAGUUUGCACGCUACGGACCGUUCAUCAAGUGGCUUAUAGGACAGCGUGACGUCCUGAUCGUGGACGAGGCGUUCAUCGUCUGGGAAGACACGGAGAUUAUGAGUCCGAUCACGCUGCUUCGACGCCUCGCACCAACACUCAAGUCUCUCAUAUAUCAGCAAUGUAUGAUCUUGCCUGGUUCAGAGCUUGUGGCUGCACGCCUUGCGGCGGUGCAAGCCGCUCAAGGUCAAGCCCAGCAUAUUGCUCCUGUCCCUGUCGUCAACGUCCCGAUGCAGCCUACGCAGGCGCCACAGCCCGCGGAGGUUGAGGACGAGCCAGUCACCGCAGCAAAUGACGGAGGCGAGGACGAGCUUCAAAAUGCGACCGAAGCCGAGGAAGCAGCCGCCGAUGAAGACCAGGCCGAUCCACCGAUGGGCGUAGACCUGAGCGACGACGAAGGAGGAGACGAUGACAAUAAUGAUGGCGCGGACGAUGACGAUGGCGAUGACGACGGCGCGAACGAGGUCAUACAUACGAACGGCCCUCCCAUCGUGAUGGACGAUGACGAGUCAGAAGAGGAAAGUGUCAUCGAGGAGUACAUCGCAGAGCACAGCAGGUGGCCGACGGAGACGGACGCCCUCCGAGAUGGCAUGGCCUUGCUCAAUUCCAUCCCUAUCGAAGGGAGCAGAGUGGAACAUAUCAACGCACGCAUUGCGUGGUCCUCGCUCGCCAUGGUCGGGAUGAAGCUCGUGUGCCAGAUGUGCACGGCCGAGACCAAGGCAUUCAGUCUCCUGUUGGUCCUCCCUCCUAGGCAUCUAUGGGGAAGAAUAGACUGGCUGUCGAUCGACUCGUUGCUCGAUGAUGUAGCGCAGCGUGCUGCGAAGGAUGCUAUACUUGAGCUGUCAUUUUUGGGUGCAUUUGCUCAAGCACAAGAGGAUCUCCCUGAGAUACGAACCUCCCUCACUGCCAAACUGCCUCUUCUACUAGCUCGCAGACGGUGGACUCCCAAAUACGAUAGGAGCAACCUACAAUGAGACUCGAUUGCAGUGGUGAGCACCUCUUUGAUGAUCUGGUCGAUAUUCUGAUCCCGUUGACUUAUCGCCGGACAUGCGCAGAGGCUUCGCUUGAAUAUCAUAA